UUCCAAAGUUUUUAUUGCAGUUCAACCCCUUGACCACCAUCCAAACCCACCAGAGUGUGACAAGAACACUAUGCAGUCUCCAGUGAGCUCGCUUCUGAGCCCUGACGGCCGUUCUAGUCUCUGAAGUAUUUUUUCUGAAUCUCAAAGCAGCAUCCAGGUACAGACUGUUUAAAAGCAACACAGAAGCCUCUGACCGAGCCUAGCGUAACUGUCAAUGAGGGAUCACCCUCCUCCCUCCAAGCUUUUGAAUCACUGGGAAGGAAAGACAAUCUCCAAAUGACAGAGUGGGCUGUGGACACGAGCAAAACAAAGAACUUGCAGUUGACUAAACAGGCAACAGAAGGAGAAAUAGCGCACAUGAUCUUCCAGCUGUGGUUACAGUUUGCUGUUUGAUUUUUAAAAGGAAGUAUAAGACGGCAAGUCCGGCUUUGGAGGUGAAGAAACAUUUUCUGUUGUACCAGCAAAGGGUGAACUUUAUUAUCUCUGUUUGAGGGGAUUUCUUAGGAGAUCUCGGUGGACUUUCCUAACGAAAAAGGAAUACAAGCUCAAAAAUCCUCUACUCACAUCUGUUUAGAAAUGGCUAAUUCUGGAUUCCAGCUUUUGGGGUACUUCUUAGCACUUGGAGGGUGGAUUGGCAUCAUCUCAACCACAGCGCUGCCACAAUGGAAGCAAUCAUCUUAUGCUGGGGAUGCCAUUAUUACAGCAGUUGGGCUAUAUGAAGGCCUUUGGAUGUCCUGUGCUUCCCAGAGCACUGGGCAGGUGCAGUGCAAAGUCUUCGAUUCAAUGUUGUCAUUAGAUGUGCAUAUCCAGACAUGCCGGGCUCUGAUGGUAGUUUCUGUUCUGAUGGGGUUCAUCGCCAUCAUCGUCAGUGUGGUAGGAAUGAAGUGCACCAGAGUUGGAGACAACAACCCGCUGACCAAGAGCCGCAUCGCUGUCUCCGGCGGGGUGCUCUUCCUGCUCGCCGGGCUGUGUACACUGGUGUCAGUAUCCUGGUAUGCUACACAAGUGUCCCAUCAGUUUUUUAAUCCCAACACACCUGUAAAUGCCAGGUAUGAGUUUGGUUCUGCGCUUUUUGUUGGCUGGGCGGCAGCCAGCCUGACCAUGUUAGGGGGGUCCUUCCUGUGCUGCUCUUGUCCUAAUGAGGAGAGAAGAGGGCAGCAGUAUUACCGACAAUCACAGCCCUCCACAGCCAGGGAACCAAAUGUAAAAAGUUCUCCACCAGACAAAGGAGAGCAGUACUUGUAGUUGGGCAAAGUGGGCAACUGUUGGUCACAUGCUGUUUAGAUUUUGCAACAAACAAGACACUCCCUCAAAAAAGCCAUUAAGUAUUAUAUCCAUAGGCCCAACUGAAAUGGACUGUAUUCUUGAAAUAAAUUAGUUAUUAUUAUUUUUUUCUUAAUAUUUACCCUAAGUUUUUAGAUGACUUCGCCUUACAACUAAAAUGAUAAAUUAUAAUAAAAUACAUUAAGUACAAAGUAGACAAGCAAUCAUCUGCUUGUAUAUAUAAAAACAGACAAUAUUCAAAACAGCUAGCAUGGCUAAAUUUAAUUUUCUUGUUUUUGUCACCAUAUUUUUCAGAUGAAAUUAUUUUUGUCAUUAUAGUGGGUUAGCAGGUUUGACAGAUCUAUUUAAGGUAAGUCACAAUAAAUGAACAUUCAAUUAAAAUGAAUUAAAAGUAAAUCUGACUAAUAAAACAGUGACACUUUGGUUGCUCAAGAAAAUUUGUAUAAGAUGCUGAAAUCAGCAAAUAGAAGCUAUGUUGGGAAAGUGCAGUGGAUUUGAUGUCAUUUGAAGUUAUUCCACCACUGAAGAACUAGGUAGGACAUUCCCCCAGGAACAAGUGUACAAAGCACUCCAAAAAUAUCCUGCUAGAAUGAGAGUAGCAAUUCAUCAGAAAAACAUACAUCACUUUAACAUAAUACUAGAAAGAAGUUAAUAAUUAAAAUGUUGACAUUUUAAAACGUUACAUUUAAUUGGUCCGUAUCUACUUAGAAAUGUUCGGUGAAUAUUAUUCUUGUUCUGAAAAAAAAGGAUUGAUUCUUCCUUAUACUGUAUUGUACAUAAACUUGACAUGAACUCACAUAUCAUCAUUUUUGCUAAUUCAUGGCUACAUGUAUAAUUCACUUUUGAUUUCAACAAUCCUGUGUGCAGUUAAAGUAGCAGUUUUAUACAAACAUUAUACAAUGCUUUUAAUGUGUGUCAUUUCUAAGAUAUGUUGCAUAAAAUGUUGUGAGCUUAUUUUUCACCUGGAUAUACACAUGUAAUACUAAAACAUUAUUAUUGUAUACUCCAUUCUUUUUUUUUCCGGAAGAAUAGGUAACCAAGACUUUCAUGAAACUAAAUUGUUUUGUAUUGUCCCAAGUUCAGUUGAAUUUCUGUUGGAUGUGUUAAAACAUAUUAACAUGUAACAAGCUGAAAAAAACAGAAGAUAGUUAAUAAAACAGAGUUAUUAAUAUUAUAACUAUAAUGGCAAGUACUCAUUCAUUCAGCUUAGAAGUUUAUAAUCACUUCCAUAUAUACAACAGAUUUCAUUAGGGGUAUUCAGCGAGCAAUACACCAUGUAAAAUAAAUUACUGUUCUGUUUUCUUUUUUGAAUAAAUUGCCAUUGUAUUUUG
Molecule: messenger RNA, 2615 nt
Organism: Brienomyrus brachyistius
Lineage: Eukaryota; Metazoa; Chordata; Actinopteri; Osteoglossiformes; Mormyridae
Gene: cldn19
Product: claudin 19
Exons: 5
Coding region: 577-1245 (222 amino acids)
Biological process (GO): bicellular tight junction assembly; cell adhesion
Cellular component (GO): plasma membrane; bicellular tight junction
Molecular function (GO): structural molecule activity
Source: RefSeq, a predicted model, not a curated record